AUGGCUGCCCAGGUAUCCUCACUUGAUGUAAUGAAAUCUGCAGCAAGGAAGUUCAUUGAUUUUGUGAACAAUGGCCCUUCACCUUAUCAUGUUGUCAAUGAGUGCAGAAAGGUGUUAUCAGCAGCAGGAUUUAAAGAGCUCAAGGAAAAAGAGCAUUGGGAUAUCAAGCCUUCUGAUAAGUAUUUUGUGACCAGAAACCAGUCAACAGUCAUUGCAUUUGCUGUUGGUGGAAAGUAUGUUCCUGGAAAUGGUUUCAGCAUUGUAGGAGCUCAUACUGAUAGCCCCUGUCUCAAGGUGAAGCCAAAUUCAAAGAAGAGCAGCAACGGAUAUCAACAAGUUGGGGUGGAAUGUUAUGGAGGAGGAAUCUGGGCCACUUGGUUUGACAGGGAUUUGAAAUUGGCUGGCAGAAUUAUGAUUAAGAAAGGUGAUAAAUUGCAGCACCAUUUAGUUCACAUUGACAGACCAAUCAUGCGUAUUCCACAUCUGGCAAUUCAUCUGCAGCGUGACAUCAAUGACAAGUUCUCACCAAAUAAAGAAACUCACAUAGCACCUAUUUUAUCAACUUGUGUAUAUGAAAGUUUGGUGAAUAAUUCAGCCAUUGAAGAUGACAUCAGUGACACAGAACCCAAGGAAAAAAAAUGUAGGAGCAAUUCUCAUCAGUCAACUCUAAUCAAACUCUUAACAGAGGAGUUGAAAUGUGAACAAGAACAAAUCAUGGACUUUGACUUGCACCUGGCUGACAGCCAGCCUGCUACUUUUGGUGGUGCACUGGAAGAGUUUAUUUUUUCACCAAGAUUGGACAACCAAGUCAGCUGUUUUUGUGCUUUACAGGGCCUUAUUCAAUCUCUGGAAGGUCCAUCUUUGGCAUCAGAUCCCAACAUCCGAAUAAUAACUUUGUAUGACAAUGAAGAGGUUGGUUCUGGGAGUGCCCAAGGAGCAGAGUCAAUGCUCACAGAGCACAUUCUGCGUCGUUUGUCAGCAGGUGGGAGAGCUACAAGUUUUGAAGAAGCAAUUCCUAAGUCAUUUCUUCUCAGUGCUGACCAAGCCCAUGCAGUGCAUCCAAACUAUUCAGAAAAACAUGAAGAGAACCAUAAACCUGCUCUCCACAAGGGUCCAGUAAUUAAAAUUAACAGUAACCAACGAUAUGCAACAACAGCCCUGUCCUCAAGCAUUUUAAGGGUGAUUGCAGAGAAGAGUGAAGUUCCACUGCAGGAAGUGUGUGUGCGAAAUGAUUCUCCAUGUGGAACCACUAUAGGCCCCAUCCUGUCUGCCAAGCUUGGUUUAUUAACCUUAGACCUUGGCGGUCCCCAGCUAGCUAUGCACUCCAUCCGAGAAAUGUGCUGCUCCUCUAUUGUACAUCAAGAGACACUGCUAUUCAAGAGUUUCUUUGAGACACUUCCAACAGUACUGGAUUCCGUAGUAGGAGCUGACUAAAGUCAAGCCAAUGGCAUUCCUGAGCUUCUUUUGCUUGAAUCCUUUCUCUGCUUCAAUGAUUUUUUGCUUGAAAAGAAAUGUAGGUUCAACUCAGCAAAGCAUACAAGACACUUUGUCAAAAGAAAAGGGACAUAAUCCGAACAUAAUCAAUGAGAAAAUCUUGUAACAAGAAGAGGGGUUGAAGACGGAAGCACUGAAUUCCGUAGUAGGAGCUGACUAAAGUCAAGCCAAUGACAUUCCUGAGCUUCUUUUGCUUGAAUCCUUUCUCUCCUUCAACGAUUUUUGCUGAGAACCAUUAUAGGUUCAACUCAGCAAAACAAACAAGACAGUCAUAAGAAAAGGGACAAAAUCCGAGCACAAUCAACGAAAAAAUCUUGUAACAAGAGGAGGGGUUGAAGACGGAAGCACGUAAACAAGAGAUACUUUACAAACAGAGUACUCUGAGAACUUUCUCAUUUAUUGAAUUGUCUAUUAUAAUCAGGCAGGACAUGUACAGGCAUAGAAGGGUGGUUCUUGGAGCUGUGUCCCUUGUUUUGCAUUUACAACUUCUAAAAUAAGAAUGACGAAAAGCACGUGACAAGCACGCAGAAAUUAGCACGCUAAGCACAAUAAAUUUUUGCAUUACUCUUCUCAUUCAAUCCAGCUGCUGAAUUUCUACCGACAAAGUUUCUUGAAACUGUAAGUAUAUAU
Pocillopora verrucosa is the source of this 2124-nucleotide messenger RNA. The record is from RefSeq and is a predicted model, not a curated record. Lineage: Eukaryota; Metazoa; Cnidaria; Anthozoa; Scleractinia; Pocilloporidae.